Messenger RNA from Elgaria multicarinata webbii, 1616 nucleotides. It is a transcript of the gene BLK, whose product is annotated as BLK proto-oncogene, Src family tyrosine kinase. NCBI's taxonomy places the organism in Eukaryota, Metazoa, Chordata, Lepidosauria, Squamata, Anguidae. Gene Ontology annotation, biological process: cell differentiation; protein phosphorylation; cell surface receptor protein tyrosine kinase signaling pathway. The transcript is spliced from 13 exons. Gene Ontology annotation, molecular function: ATP binding; signaling receptor binding; non-membrane spanning protein tyrosine kinase activity. Gene Ontology annotation, cellular component: extrinsic component of cytoplasmic side of plasma membrane. The record is from RefSeq and is a predicted model, not a curated record. The coding region runs from base 54 to 1571 and encodes 505 amino acids.
GGGAUAUUCAUGGGCUAUGCUUUGAGCCAGGCACGUGGAACAUCAAGUGCAGUAUGGGAUUAUGUGGAAGCAGAAACAAGUCCAUCCAGAGGGAGAAGAACAAUUCCAUACAUAGGCAGAAACCUCAAACGCUGGCGAAAAAGAAGCGAACUCCACCCCCACCCCCACCCCCGGGCAAGCCGCACAAACCCAACAUUUCUACUGAACAGCUUUUUACCAAUGACAAGCACUAUGUCAUUGCUCAGUACGACUUCAGCUCUUUGAGUGAACGUGACUUGUCGCUGACCGUAGGGGAAAAGUUCGAAGUCCUUUGCAGUGAUGGGGAAUGGUGGCUAGCAAAAUCACUUAACACCGGGAAUAAAGGCUACAUACCUAGUAAUUUUGUGGCCCGUGUCAAUAGCCUGGAAGAAGAAAAAUGGUUUUUUAAAGGCCUCAGCAGGAAAGAAACUGAACGUCUGUUACUGGGGCCAGGCAAUGCAGUGGGUUCAUUCCUGAUAAGGGAAAGCGAAACAAGUCCAGAUGACUUUUCGCUGUCCAUUCGAGACAACUCAUCUCAAGGGGAUGUUGUCAAACAUUACAAGAUCCGUAGUAUGGACCGCGGGGGGUAUUACAUCUGCCCCAGGGCUGUAUUCCCUUUGCUGCACGACCUUGUCAAGCAUUAUUCCGCUCACGAAGACGGCUUGUGCCAGCGGCUAGGAGAGCCAUGUGUUUCUCUGGCUCCGCAAAGACCGUGGACCGCCGACGAAUGGGAGAUCCCUCGGGAAAGCCUGAAGCUCGUCAAGAAGCUGGGAGCGGGCCAGUUCGGAGAAGUUUGGAUGGGGUAUUACAAGAACAACGUGAAGGUGGCAGUAAAGACCUUGAAAGAAGGCAGUAUGCCCCCCAGUGACUUUCUGGCCGAGGCCAACUUGAUGAAGAAGCUUCAGCACAGCAAGCUCGUUCGACUGCAUGCCGUGGUCACCCAACAGCCGAUCUACAUUGUAACGGAAUACAUGCCCAACGGAUGUCUGCUGGAUUUCUUGAAGUCAGAGCAAGGAAUCAAACUGUCCCUCCCCAAGCUUAUAGACAUGUCAGCCCAGGUUGCCGAAGGGAUGGCGUACAUCGAGAGAAUGAACUCCAUCCACAGGGACCUAAGAGCAGCCAACAUUCUGGUCUCGGAGACCCUCUGCUGCAAAGUCGCAGACUUCGGCUUGGCUAGGAUCAUAGAGAACGAAUACCUUGCGCAAGAAGGUGCCAAAUUCCCUAUCAAAUGGACAGCGCCAGAGGCAAUCAACUUCGGGGUUUUCACCAUCAAAUCUGACGUCUGGUCUUUUGGGAUUCUUCUCACUGAAAUUAUCACCUAUGGACAGUGCCCUUAUCCAGCUAUGACCAAUCCUGAAGUGAUCCAAAAUCUAGAACGGGGAUACCGGAUGCCCCGCCCGGAUACAUGCCCGCUUGAACUCUAUGCCAUUAUGCAGAAAUGCUGGAGGAACAACCCUGAAGAGAGGCCCACCUUUGAAUACCUCCAGUCUACCCUUGAGGACUUUUACACAUCCACGGAAAUGCAGUAUCAACCGGAGCCCAAUGUGUCUUGAGCUAAGACCAUUAGGUAGAGAUGGAAGAGAGUUUUUAAGAUCGCU